AUGCAUUUUCUCGUCUGUUUGUUUUUAACCGGAAAUGUUUUACACGUAUUGACUCAAUGCAGCUCUCCGUUCAACCUGAAUGGUGAUUAUUUGGUCGGUGGACUUUUUGACAUUCACACUAGCAGCUCUGUGAGCCACGAGAGACCAGAAGCCAUUCACUGCUCCAGUCAAACCUUUAGUCUGUCAAGCUAUCGAAGGUUUCAGCUGAUGAGGUUCUCUGUGGAGCAGAUUAAUAACUCAACCCAACUCUUGCCCAACGUGUCACUGGGCUACAAGAUAUUUGACCACUGCUCCAUUUCGAAGAACUUCCCUGGUAUUUUUGACCUCAUUUCAGCCAACGGAUUGAUCCGACCUUGGAGCGCGGAACGCCAGCAUCUUUCUGCAACCUCCAAAGUCAUCGGAGUGGUCGGUCCUUUUUCAAGCACGGACACCCUGACUGUAGCGCCACUCUUCAUGAUGGAUCUCAUUCCACUGGUCAGCUACGGAGCUGCCAGCUCUGCCUUUUCAGAAAAAGCGAAAUAUUCAUCUUUCCUGCGCACGGUUCAUUCCAAUAAAGAGAGCGUCAAAGUGAUUGUAGCCAUCAUGGAGCACUUCAAAUGGCAAUGGGUGGCCUUCCUAUACAGCAAUGAUGCUUAUGGCAAUGACGGCCUGGGACUCUUCAGGAACUUGAUUAAGGAUACCGACAUUUGUCUGGCCCUUGCCAUGGAGAUCAAAUUAAAAUCCAAUUACUCUGAAGUUUUCCAACAUAUUGAGGCGCAGAGAAUAAAAACCCUUGUUGUUUUUGCUCCCAAAUUGUCAGUCGAGGCUCUCAUUGAGUCAGCGAUACAGGUGGGUGUCACAAACAAGGUGUGGAUAGCGGUCGACACCUGGUCCUUAAACGAGAAGCUGCCAAAGAUGAAAGGCAUCCAAAAACUUGGAACAAUACUGGGAGUGUCUCAGCCUCUGUUGACUAUUCCGGGUUUCAGUGAAUUUCUCCUUGCUUCCCAAAGCAAAGAUCCUUGCGAAGAUGAAGAGGCGCUUGGGUUUUGCAAUCAGAUUUGCAACUGCUCCAGUCUGAGUGCCCAGGAUAUCAUCUCCAUGGACCCCACCUACUCUUUUUCUGUUUAUUCGGCCGUAUAUGCCAUCGCUCAUGCCUUACACAAUGUCUUGGAGUGUGACAAACAAACAUGUCAGGGAAAUAUUUCAGUCUUUCCACACAAGGUUCUGGUGGAGCUGAAGAAGUCAAACUUCACAUUACUGAACCAGAGCAUUCAGUUCGAUGAACACGGGGACCCCAAAUUUGGCUCUUAUAAUAUCGUUUUCUGGAACAAGAGUGGUGAAAUAGAGGAGAUCGGAUACUUUGAAUUUCAGUCCUCAGUCAACUUUGUCAUUGAUGAGAUGAAAAUUCAGUGGCAUGGAAAGUGGAAGGUCCCAACGUCACAGUGCUCUCAUCAAUGUCCUGUUGGAUUUGCAAAGAAGCAAGAUGGAAUUCACAAGUGUUGCUUCACCUGUGAAGAAUGUCCUGAUGGAACCUAUAUUAACAUUUCAGAGAAUGCAUACAAGUGCGUGGACUGUAAGGAGACAGAGUGGUCGUCAGAGGCCAGCACAUCGUGCAUCCUGCGAACCGUGGAGUACGUCUCAUUUGAGGACAGCAUCGCCAUUUUGAUCAUUGCGGCCACCUUGCUCUUGCUGGGCCUGGAGGUGGCCAUGUGCGUUACCUUUGCCCUCAACUACAACACCCCAGUUGUCAGAUCCGCUGGGGGCCACAUGUGCUUCCUCAUUUUGGGCUGCCUGGGUCUGAGCAGUCUGAGUAUUGUCUUCUUUUUUGGCAAGCCCUCAGGUUUUUCCUGCAUUCUACAGUUUGUGCCCUUUUCCUUACUUUUCUCCACGUGCCUCGCGUGUUUUGUGGUGCGCUCGUUUCAGAUUGUUUGUAUUUUUAAAAUCGCCGCCAAGUUCCCCAAACUGCACGGUUGGUGGAUGAAAUAUCACGGACAGUGGCUCGUCGUCAUGGGGACGUUUGUAAUGCAAUGCGUCCUGAAUUUCAGUAGCUUUUGGAUCGCCACCCCCAAGCCGUACAAUGAGACCACGUGGUCUCCAGACAAGAUCAUACCGAGCUGUGAAAUCAGUGCCAAGGCGACCAGCGGUCCAACAUUUUUGCUUUUGUGUUUGUGCACUCUCUGCUUCGUUUUCUCCUACAUGGGAAAGGACCUCCCCAAAAAUUAUAAUGAGGCCAAAGCGAUAACCUUCUGCUUGCUCCUGCUCAUUCUCACCUGGAUCGUCUAUGUGUCCAUUGGUAUGGUUUAUAGGGGUAAAUUCAUCCCAAGCCUGAAUGCUCUUGCAGUGCUCUCCAGCCUCUACUCCUUCCUCUUGUGGUAUUUCCUUCCAAAAUGUUACAUCAUCAUAUUUCAACCCCACAAAAACACAACACAAUACUUUCAAGACAUAAUCCAGAAUUACACUAAAACAAUUAGCCAGUAA
Molecule: messenger RNA, 2457 nt
Organism: Syngnathoides biaculeatus (alligator pipefish)
Lineage: Eukaryota; Metazoa; Chordata; Actinopteri; Syngnathiformes; Syngnathidae
Product: taste receptor type 1 member 1
Exons: 6
Coding region: 1-2457 (818 amino acids)
Biological process (GO): G protein-coupled receptor signaling pathway
Cellular component (GO): membrane
Molecular function (GO): G protein-coupled receptor activity
Source: RefSeq, a predicted model, not a curated record